GCGCGGGAGGAAGAUGUGGAGGGCAUGCAGGGCGCUCCGGCCGUGCGCCGUGGUCUUGGCGCGGUCCCCGGGGACCCGGGCCUGCGGCGGGGGCGGGGGCGUCUCCUACACGCAGGGCCAGACCCCAGAGCCCCAGACGCGAGAGUAUUUUUAUUAUGUGGAUCAUCAGGGCCAGCUUUUCCUGGAUGACUCCAAAAUGAAGAACUUCAUCACCUGCUUCAAAGACCCACAGUUCCUGGUCACCUUCUUCUCCCGCCUGAGACCCAACCACAGCGGUCGCUACGAGGCCUCUUUCCCCUUCCUCUCGCCCUGCGGCAGAGAGCGCAAUUUCCUGCGCUGCGAAGACCGGCCGGUGGUCUUCACGCACCUGCUGGCCUCGGGCUCCGGGCCCCCGCGUCUCUCCUAUUGCGGCGGCGGUGAGGCCCUGGCCGUGCCCUUCGAGCCGGCGCGUCUGCUGCCUCUGGCCGCCAACGGCCGCCUCUACCACCCCGCGCCAGAGCGAGCGGGCGGCGUGGGUCUGGUGCGCUCCGCCCUAGCCUUCGAGCUUAGCGCCUGCUUCGAGUACCCGCCCGGCGCGCCCGCGCUGCCCUCACACGUGCGCUGGCAAGGCCGCCGCCUCGCCCUCACCAUGGACCUGGCCCCGCUGCUGCUCGCCGCCUCGCGGCCCUGAGCCGCAGGCAGGAAGGCUGGCGGCCGCCGGUGCCCCUGGCCCCGCCGAGGUCCCGCCCCCUCUCCCCUCACCGCUGUGGCCCGGGCCGCGCAUCGCUGCGCACGCGCCACCGAAAGAGCGCGCCGGCCGAGUGCGCGUGCGCGGCGGAGGUGCACCGCGGCCCCGUGGUGCUCGGCGCUGUCCGAGGUGCUGCCGCGGCUUCGAACGCGAGGAGGGGCGUGGUCGCGGGCCCUUCUACUCCCCCCCCCCCCAUCCCCCAACACCUCGGGCCUGGGGAGUCCUUUGGUUCGGCCCUCGCCUACAGGGGCAGGCCCCGGCGGCGCGGCUGGAGGCGCAGGGGCUCCAGUACGCGUGCGCGAGCGGCGUCCGCCCCUCCCCCGCCCUGCACUGCUCGGUGGGCCUGGGCGCCUCGGGCUCAGCGGGGGAGCCGCGCCGCGGGAGCGUCAGGUGAGGGGGCGCCCGACCCGAGGUCAGUGGGCAUGGGGGUGGGAUCGGGGGCCUUCCCGGCUAUGUCCCCAGCGCGCAUCGAGAAGGGGAGGCGACCUGGCGGGGACCACGCCCUGCCCUGAACUGGCCCGGGACAGACCCAGCUGGAGGGGAUGCAGGUGACACCAUGGGGGAUCGAGGCACGCGACUUGGGCUUCGCACUGCUCCCGAGGGGGUCGCAGGGCUUCCUCGCCGCUCCAGUCUCUGCACAGAUGGGUGCCCUGGAGACGGUAACAGCCAUCGCAGAAUCCUGUGUGUGACGCCCCGCCCCCUGUCCAACCGGAUUAGAGGGCUGUCCGCUGGGUAAAAGGAUUUCUGGGCUGGCCUCCUCUGCUCUUCCCGCCUGGGCCCUCAUCCCUGCUCAGGCCGGCCCUUUUAUUCCAAUCAGCGUCUAGGGGGUGUCCCUGUGAACAGUGCCUUGAAUCCUGAGGAGGAAGCCAAGAAGCCCCUCUACUUAAGAGGACUGGCUGCUGGAGCCUGAUUGGGCAAGACCUGAACCAGCCCUUAUGCUCAGGGAAGUGGAUCCCAGGAGCCCAGAGUAUGCCUUUAGAUUCUUGGGCUUCACGCACAUCCUGAGACACCUGGGAACUGACUCUGCCUGGGCCAAAGCUAUUCCAUUAAAACUUUUGCUGUGCCUA
Panthera uncia (snow leopard) is the source of this 1794-nucleotide messenger RNA. RefSeq names its product chromosome F2 C8orf82 homolog (gene CF2H8orf82). The transcript is spliced from 3 exons. The coding region runs from base 14 to 670 and encodes 218 amino acids. NCBI's taxonomy places the organism in Eukaryota, Metazoa, Chordata, Mammalia, Carnivora, Felidae. The record is from RefSeq and is a predicted model, not a curated record.